Molecule: messenger RNA, 546 nt
Organism: Beauveria bassiana ARSEF 2860
Lineage: Eukaryota; Fungi; Ascomycota; Sordariomycetes; Hypocreales; Cordycipitaceae
Product: DNA replication complex GINS protein PSF3
Exons: 2
Coding region: 1-546 (181 amino acids)
Biological process (GO): mitotic DNA replication initiation
Cellular component (GO): GINS complex
Source: RefSeq, a predicted model, not a curated record
AUGUCAUACUACGAUAUUGAUGCCAUCCUCACUGAUGCUGAAAAAGUUCCAUGCCAGUUCGAGCUCGACGUCCCCUACCUCGGCCACCUCGACAAUAAUCCGCACGGCCUGAAGCCCGGCACGUCGCUCCUCCUACCGCUAUGGCUGGCCGAGAUGCUGGCCCUCGCGUCCUCGGGCGGCGAGGACAGCCGCGCGCCCCUCACGCUCAACCUGCCGCCGUGCCUCUCCGACGGCGUCGUCGCGGCGCUCAAGGCCGACCCGCGCGCCGUGGCGCUGCGCGACCAGAGCCCGCACUUCUUUGGCGUCUGCGUCCGCAUGCUCGACCUGUUUGACGAGCGCGAGCUGGGCGCGGUGCUGCGCCGCACCUUUAUUGUGCGCGCCGCCGACGUCGGCCUGCAUGCGCGCAAGGCCGACGAGGGCAUGGUCGCCGGGCUCGGCGAGGAGUUUCUGCGCGGCCUGGACGAGUGGGAGCGUGGCUUGUUCCGGACAGGUCACGAGGGGGUCAAGGGCGCCAGAGAGUGGAUGGACAAGGCAAAGAAGACGUAA